This is a messenger RNA of Oryzias latipes (Japanese medaka), 1302 nucleotides long. RefSeq names its product troponin T type 2a (cardiac) (gene tnnt2a). Gene Ontology annotation, cellular component: troponin complex. NCBI's taxonomy places the organism in Eukaryota, Metazoa, Chordata, Actinopteri, Beloniformes, Adrianichthyidae. Gene Ontology annotation, biological process: sarcomere organization; regulation of muscle contraction; cardiac muscle contraction. Gene Ontology annotation, molecular function: troponin C binding; tropomyosin binding; troponin I binding. The record is from RefSeq and is a predicted model, not a curated record.
CCCACAGUACUGAACAUGGCUGCCUUUUUUGGGAAUGCUGAUAAUGGAGAGUACUUGCUAUCUAAAAAGGUUAUUAAUAAAACAAGGAGGUCCUCAAAUCUCCCCCACAAAGCACCGGCUUCCUUUCCCCGCACUGACACUCACCUCACGCUCCUGCACUCAGAGUUAGUCCACUUCUUCCCGUCUCCAUCAGGGUUUCAGAUUGACCGCUGCCGUGCCAUGUCGGACGCCGAGGAAGUGGUGGAGGAAUACGAGGAGGUGGUGGAAGAAGAGGAAGAAGAGGUGGAUGGAGAAGAACAUGGGGUAGAAGAGGAGCAAGAGCCAGAGGAAGCAGAAACUACACAGGAGGAAGACACGCCUGCUGCCACAGAGGCUGAGGAGCCCAAUGAAGAAGAAGCAGAUGAAGAGGGAGAGGCGGAGGAGGGGGAAGGGGAUGGAGCCAAACCAAAGUUCAAGCCCUUUGUCAUGCCAAACCUGAUCCCUCCCAAAAUCCCAGAUGGAGAAAGGGUGGAUUUUGAUGACAUCCAUCGUAAGAGAAUGGAGAAAGACCUGAUGGAGCUUCAGACUUUGAUUGAAGUUCACUUUGAGAGCAGAAAGAAAGAGGAGGAAGAGCUCAUCAAUCUGAAAGAUAGAAUUGAGAAGCGUCGCUCUGAGAGGGCAGAGCAGCAAAGGAUUCGCAGUGAGCGAGAUAAAGAGCGCCAAAAACGUCUUGAGGACGAAAGAGCUCGUAAGGAAGAGGAGGAGGCCAAGAAGAGAGCAGAGGAUGACGCAAAGAAGAAGAAAACCUUGACCAGUCUUCACUUUGGAGGCUAUAUGCAAAAGUUGACAGAGAAGAGGAGCGGGAAGAAGCAGACGGAAAGAGAGAAGAAGAAGAAGAUCCUAAAUGAAAGACGCAAGUCUUUGGACAUCGAGAAAAUGAGUCAAGAUAGACUUAAGGAGAAAGCCGUGGAGCUUUGGGAGUGGAUGCACCAGCUGGAAGCUGAGAAGUUCGAACUGCAGUACCAGUUUGCCAGACAGAAAUAUGAGAUAAACGUGCUGAGGAAUCGAGUGAGCGACCAUCAGAAAACAACCAAGCGGACCAAGAGAGGCCUGAGGAAAUGAACGGCUUGGAUUCAUGUGACCACAUACACCUCUGACAUCAACGUUAGGGCUAAAUCCCCACUCCUUCCUUUAAAACCUCCACCUUCAAUGCCAUUUGUUCAACUUCUCCACCUACGCAUUGUUUUUUUCCCCUGCAAUUCCUAUGUUUUAGUAUGAAGGUCCUUUAAGGUGUAAAUAAAGCUUUCUCAGUGUAAUCAUGCA